Molecule: messenger RNA, 1888 nt
Organism: Jatropha curcas
Lineage: Eukaryota; Viridiplantae; Streptophyta; Magnoliopsida; Malpighiales; Euphorbiaceae
Product: L-ascorbate oxidase
Cellular component (GO): extracellular region
Molecular function (GO): copper ion binding; oxidoreductase activity
Source: RefSeq, a predicted model, not a curated record
UUGAAAAAAAUCCAAGACAUGGGUUGUCUCUUUCUCUUGCAAAACAUCCCAAGAAUUCUAACAAUGUUUCAGGCUGCAUUCCUCUUGUUUUCUUUAGUUAACAUUCCAAUUUGUGUGGAAGCAAGAGUCCUUAACCUUACAUUUGAAGUAUCAUAUCAGUUCAAGUAUCUUGAUUGCUAUAAGAAGCUUUCUAUUGCCAUUAAUGGAAUGACUCCAGGGCCAACAAUCAGUGCAGUGCAAGGAGAUACAGUUAUCGUCAAUGUUAUUAACAACUUGGUAAUGGAAAAUGUUGCCAUUCAUUGGCAUGGUAUUCGCCAGAUAGGAACACCAUGGAGUGAUGGAACAGAUUCAGUAACUCAAUGUGCAACAAUGCCUGGAGAUACCUUUACCUACAAAUUUGUCGUUGAUAGGCCAGGGACAUAUAUGUAUCAUUCACAUUAUGGAAUGCAAAGAGAAGCAGGACUCUACGGAUUAAUCAGAGUAUCACUUCCGAAAGAACAAUCAGAACCUUUCCCUUUCCCUUACGAUUAUGAUCGAGAAAUUAUCCUCAGUGAUUGGUACCACGAUACUCCUUAUGAACAAGCCACAAACUUAUCUUCAAUACCCUUUCAGUGGAUUGGAGAGCCUCAGUCACUUUUGAUCAAUGGAAGAGGAAAGUACAAUUGUUCUCUCUUGGGUUCAAGUGUAGGCCCUGAAAUUUGUAAUGCAACCAAUCCUUUAUGUUCUCCUGCUGUAUUAACUGUAAUCCCUGGAAAAACAUAUCGUUACAGGAUUGCUAGCUUGACUUCAUUGUCUUCCUUCAGUUUCCAAAUAGAGGGCCAUAACAUGACGGUGGUUGAAGCUGACGGAACAUACGUCGAUUCAUUUAUAACCCAAAACUUAUACAUAUACUCAGGCGAAACAUACUCUGUUUUAGUCAACGCAACUCAAGACCCAACAAGGAACUAUUGGGCAACAAUUAAUGUGGUUGCUCGAAAACCAUCCACUCCAAAUGGAUUAGCCAUUUUUAACUAUUACCCAAAUCAUUUCCACAAAUUACCUCCCACACCACCACCACCUGGACCCAUCUGGAACGACACCGCUUCACAAGUCAAACAAAGCCUCGCCAUUAAAGCUCUCAGAGGUCAUGUAGAACCACCACCUAAUACAACAGAUAGAGUAAUUACACUUUUGAAUACACAAAACACAAUCAACGGUAAUUACCGUUGGUCGUUAAACAAUGUUUCUCAUUCUUUACCUAGUACACCAUAUCUAAUUGCAUUAAAGAGAAACUUGACUGAUGCUUUUGACCAAAGUCAACCUCCAGAAGAUUAUGACCCAAGUUAUGAUAUUUAUAGUGUUCCUAAGAACCCAAAUGCUACUUCUAGUUCAUCAAUUUAUAGGCUAAAAUUCAAUUCAACGGUCGAUAUUAUACUACAAAAUGCAAAUACUUUGACUGAAAAUAGUAGUGAGACACAUCCGUGGCAUCUUCACGGACAUGAUUUUUGGGUGUUGGGUUUUGGGGAUGGAAAGUUUAAUAGUACAGGUGAUGUGAAGUAUAAUCUGGAUAAUCCUAUAAUGAAGAAUACGGUGCCGCUUUACCCUUAUGGAUGGACUGCUUUGAGGUUUAGAGCUGAUAAUCCUGGCAUUUGGCUCUUUCAUUGCCAUAUUGAGUCUCAUUUUUAUUUGGGUAUGUUGGCUUUGUUUGAAUCAGGAUCCGAAAUGGUUGCGGAUCCUCCACAAGCUAAUAUGGGUUGUGGAGAAACCAAACGUUUCAUUAAUAGUACACUUGGUUGACAGAGUUGUAGGAACUCAGGAUUUAGAUAUGCAUUUCUUUUUUAAAGUAGUUUCAUGUUAAAUUUUUUUAAAAUAAUUGUAAUGAUAUGCUUGAUUAUGAUUUAUGAGUAAU